GGGCCCCAGGUAUAAGUAGUGCACCAUAUAGGGAAUAGGGUGCCAUUUGGACCUAACGAAGGGUUUGUCAUCAGGUAUUGUCAUAUAUAGGGGCCCUGAGGCCAGGGGGGACAGUAUUAUAGACGGACCACCACACAGAGAGGAGAGAGAUGAAGCUACUACAUAUCCUCUGCUUCUGCCUGGCUGUCCUCGCCUCCACUUGGGCUGAGACAGGAGGGGUUGGGAGACAUAGGAAUGGUGGUAUUAAACGACCCAAGACCCCCUGUGAGCGUGCAAGAGAUGCUGUGAAAAAUGGACUAAUUGGAGCUGACAUCCCCACUUGUGAUGACGAUGUAGAAUACACCCAUGAGCAAUGUUCAGGCUCUACAGGUUACUGUUGGUGUGUGAACAGUUCUGGACAGAAGGUCCCGGGUACUGAAACUCGACCAGGCACUGCUAGAAUCAACUGUGCCACACAGAAUGGUAUGAUGCGACCCAAGACCCCCUGUGAGAUUGCUAGAGAUACUGCGAUGAAAAUAGUCAGGCUUGGAGUCUACGUCCCCACAUGUGACAACGAUGGACAAUACACCCCUGAGCAAUGCAGGGCCUCUACAGGUUACUGUUGGUGUGUGAACAGUUCUGGACAGAAGAUCCAGGGUACUGAGACUCCACCAGGCACUGCUAGAAUCAACUGUGCCACACAGAAUGGUAUGAUACGAUCCAAGACUCCCUGUGAGAUUGCUAGAGAUACUGCGAUGAAAAUAGUCAGGCUUGGAGUCUACGUCCCCACGUGUGACAACGAUGGACAAUACACCCCUGAGCAAUGCAGGGCCUCUACAGGUUACUGUUGGUGUGUGAACAGUUCUGGACAGAAGAUCCAGGGUACUGAGACUCCACCAGGAACUGCUAUAAUCAACUGUGCCACACAGAAUGGUAUGAUGCGACCCAAGACUCCCUGUGAGAUUGCUAGAGAUACUGCGAUGAAAAUAGUCAGGCUUGGAGUCUACGUCCCCACGUGUGACAACGAUGGACAAUACACCCCUGAGCAAUGCAGGGCCUCUACAGGUUACUGUUGGUGUGUGAACAGUACUGGACAGAAGAUCCAGGGUACUGAGACUCCACCAGGAACUGCUAUAAUCAACUGUGCCACACAGAAUGGUAUGAUACGAUCCAAGACUCCCUGUGAGAUUGCUAGAGAUACUGCGAUGAAAAUAGUCAGGCUUGGAGUCUACGUCCCCACGUGUGACAACGAUGGACAAUACACCCCUGAGCAAUGCAGGGCCUCUACAGGUUACUGUUGGUGUGUGAACAGUUCUGGACAGAAGAUCCAGGGUACUGAGACUCCACCAGGAACUGCUAUAAUCAACUGUGCCACACAGAAUGGUAUGAUGCGACCCAAGACUCCCUGUGAGAUUGCUAGAGAUACUGCGAUGAAAAUAGUCAGGCUUGGAGUCUACGUCCCCACGUGUGACAACGAUGGACAAUACACCCCUGAGCAAUGCAGGGCCUCUACAGGUUACUGUUGGUGUGUGAACAGUUCUGGACAGAAGAUCCAGGGUACUGAGACUCCACCAGGAACUGCUAUAAUCAACUGUGCCACACAGAAUGGUAUGAUACGACCCAAGACUCCCUGUGAGAUUGCUAGAGAUACUGCGAUGGAAAAAGUCGGGCUUGGAGUCUACGUCCCCACAUGUGACAACGAUGGACAAUACACCCCUGAGCAAUGCAGGGCCUCUACAGGUUACUGUUGGUGUGUGUUCAGUUCUGGACAGAAGAUCCCGGGUACUGAGACUCCUCCGGGCACUCCUAGAAUCAACUGUACCACACAGAAUGCUACGAUCCGAUCCAAGACCCCCUGUGAGCGUGCUAGAGAUGAUGUGAUAAAUGGCCCAAUUGGAGCCUUCAUCCCCACAUGUGACGCCGCUGGACAAUACACCCCUGAGCAAUGUUGGGGCUCUACAGGUCAAUGUUGGUGUGUGAACAGUUCUGGACGGAAGAUCCCGGGUACUGAGACUCUACCAGGCACUGCUAGAAUCAACUGUUCCACCCAGACCGGUGUGGAGAAUUACAAGCCUACGAGGACAGGACAUUCAUUCACCGAGAACGACGAGCCCCCGUUAGCUGAUUCUAGCAGCGAAGAGGACAAACCGGAGGAGUCCGAGCCAUGCACUUCCACCGAUGAUGACAGCUCUCUGGCUGGACAAGAACAGGUGGUCGCACCAGGCCUAGCUACACCUCCAAACAAUGCCGGUGAAGACCCUACUAUCUUGGACCCAGACUCAGAUUCGUCGCUCCCGUCCCCUGUGACAGUGGUGGUGCUGCUGCUAAAUCCGACUCCCAGACAAAAACAUAGAAGAUCCCGGUGA
This is a messenger RNA of Salvelinus namaycush (lake trout), 2345 nucleotides long. RefSeq names its product thyroglobulin-like. Bases 150 to 2345 code for a protein of 731 amino acids. NCBI's taxonomy places the organism in Eukaryota, Metazoa, Chordata, Actinopteri, Salmoniformes, Salmonidae. The transcript is spliced from 19 exons. Gene Ontology annotation, biological process: cell-matrix adhesion. The record is from RefSeq and is a predicted model, not a curated record. Gene Ontology annotation, cellular component: basement membrane.